Symbiodinium sp. CCMP2456 is the source of this 2106-nucleotide messenger RNA. Lineage: Eukaryota; Dinophyceae; Suessiales; Symbiodiniaceae. The record is from the annotation of a GenBank genome assembly.
AUGGGAAGCGGCGCAUCAGCAUCCCAGCUUGGGGAGGUCAGGGGCAUCUUCACCACCGCGAAGGCAGAUACCAAAAAGAAGUUUUCCGCUGCCUGCGAGGUGGAUGGCAAGAUAUUCAUGGCUCCGUACAAUGCCAAACACAUGUGCGUUUAUGAUACAGCCAGCGCAGAUGUGUUGAGCAUUGACGUUUCAGAGGUGCUUGGAGAGAGUGGAGCAUCUGGGAAGUUCAACUUCAUCUGCGAAGCAGACAGGAAGAUUUAUCUUGCCCCGUGGAGCGGUGCUCAGCGCAUGCUGGAACAUGAUGUGGCCACUGGCCAAAGUACUUCCGUGGAUGUUUCAGAGGCAGCGGAUCCGCAGGAGCCCAAAAAGUUUAGCUCCGUCUGUUCUGCUGGAGGGAAGAUUUAUCUUGCUCCCUUCAAUGCCAGGAAGAUGCUGGAAUACGAUCCGCACAGCCACAUAUGUACUGGCAUUGACGUAUCAGACGCUGUUGGAUCUGCUGAGACGUGCAAGUUCUAUUCCAUGUGUGCAGUCGAUGCUACGGUGUAUCUUGCUCCACACGACGCCGAAAAGAUGUUCGUUUAUGAUGUGCGCACUGGCACUGGCAAGGCCGUUGAUGUCUCCUCCGCGGUAGACUCCGGCCAGCCUGGCAAGUUUCGUGAAAUCGGCGCGGCUGGCGGCAAGGUUUACCUCGUACCUCGGAAUGCGCCACAGAUGUUCGUCUAUGACCCCAUCACGGAGUCCGGGACCAGUGUUGAUGUCUCCGUUGCGGCGGGUUCUGUCCAACAAGGAAAAUUUCGUUCAUUCUGUGCGGUCGACGGGAAGAUCUAUCUUGCUCCAGGCUGUGCUCCACAGAUGUUUGUAUACGACGCGGCAACGUGCAAGGGGACGGCUGUUGACAUCUCCGAUGCUGCGACUCCUUCUGCGACUGCAAAGUUUCGGGCGAUGUGCGCAAGUGGUGGCAAGGUAUACCUGGCCCCAUACAACGCAGGAAAGAUGUUUUUCUAUGAUCCUGUCACAGGCAUGGGAGCCGGCAUCAACAUCUCUGGCAUCAUCGAUCCUGAUCAGAAUGAGAAGUUUGAAUCUAUUUGCGCCUGUGAUGGGAAGAUUUAUCUCGUUCCUGCAGCUGCGGAGAAACUGGCUAUUUGCAAAGAUUUCAUCGCCGACCACCGGUUUGCCCCUGAGGGUGCAAGGUUUAUUUUGGACCAAUAUAAGAUCCAGUUGGAGCAGUUUCAACAGACAUGGACACCUCGACUGGAAGCAGCACGAGAAGUCUUGAAAGAGGAGUCCGAGAGAGCGGGGAUCUCCGCUGCGUACCUCCUGGACCCCUUCCUUCCCUACAUCACCGCGAUGGCCCCCAAAGGUCUGGGCUUUGGGGAUGCUGGGCCCUCCAAGAGUUUUGCGGAGAUUUCCGUGGUAAUGUUCGACAGAGAGACUGGAAUUGGUGCCAAGAUGCCGUGUCCCAGAGACCAGGCUCAAGGUUGCGCCUGCGUAGAUGCUGUGGAUCAGACGUACCGGGGCCGGGCCACUCACUUCGUGUCGUGGUGCUGGCAGUACACCCCGCGCCAUGUAAUUGGAGCCCUUUCAAAUUGGUGUCGACGGUCAGACGCAAAAUCUGAGAACGUUUUUUUGUGGAUGUGCUUCUUCUGCAACAACCAGUACAGACUGUCUACAACUGCGAGCACUGCGGAGCUUAAGAGGGUUUUUGAGUGCAACCUAUCUUCCAUUGGGAAAAUGAUAAUCCUUUUAGAUGAUUAUUUGAAUCCGGUUUACAUCCAUCGCCUUUGGUGUAUAUUUGAGACCUAUGUCUCAGUGGAGCAGAGCAUUGAGCCAGAUGUGGUGCUCCCGGAUAGCGCAGCGACGAAGCUGACUGAUGAGCUCCGCCGGGAGGAUAAUGUCUUGGUAAUGCUGAAGAGCAACUUCCAAAGCAUCAACGUUGCCAAUGCAAGUGCUACCGAGCCUCGUGACGAAGAGGCGAUCAAGACUCUGAUCAGGGAAAGCUUGGGAGGUUUCGAGAAGGUGAAUACCACUGUCAAGAAACGUUUGCUGCCACACCUGACGCAAGUUGUCAAAGGCUUCUUGGAUUCGUAUUUACUGGGUGAUGACUAG